Molecule: messenger RNA, 219 nt
Organism: Penicillium odoratum
Lineage: Eukaryota; Fungi; Ascomycota; Eurotiomycetes; Eurotiales; Aspergillaceae
Exons: 2
Coding region: 1-219 (72 amino acids)
Source: RefSeq, a predicted model, not a curated record
AUGAGAACUCGAUUGGAAAUACGACGCUUGACCAAGGCUGUGAUGAUCGAGGCACCCACAGGCAUGAUUGCUCUCAAGCUCCUUGAGAUCUCUCUAAUGAGCAACAUAGGCAGCACUGGCUGGCAUCUCGAGAACAUGGAGACACUCAAGGAAGCAAGCAAGGCCCUGAACCACAUUCACUCGGUACCUAGGUCUGCUAUAUUAGCAGAUGCUGGAUAG